Nylanderia fulva is the source of this 1508-nucleotide messenger RNA. The record is from RefSeq and is a predicted model, not a curated record. Lineage: Eukaryota; Metazoa; Arthropoda; Insecta; Hymenoptera; Formicidae.
AUGUGACAUUUCUUCUGUAAUACAUACUUAAUUCUUUGAAAUUUGUUCACGUUAUUUUUUUAAGAUAAUUUUGACGAGAGUAUAUCGAAAGUUGCGCACAUUUUUCCAGCUCUUAUUCUCUUAUAUGACAGGGUUAGAUUAGGUUAGGUCAGUGUUAGGUUAGAAUUGGUUAAAUUUCUACACUUCUACAGAUUUUUCAUCGUGAAAAUCUUGCAUGUGUUCUUUGCGGAUGUGGAAGUGAAAUUGAUGGAAGGAAGGAAUUGUGUGUAGGUGUGCGAUAAAUUGAGACAUUUGUUAAUUUAAUUAUUUCGAAAUCAGAAAGAAUAAUGACAAAUGCAAUUGACAUUUUUCCAUUUUUGAGAUUUGUCAUCUAUUUACGUAGUUAAUUAUCAUGUUUAUGUAUCUGUUUAUAUAUUUGAAUAUUUUAUCAAAAGUUAUACCGAAUGAAUAACAACGUUUUUAACAAAUUUCCGAAGAAAUAUUUUAUUAUUCUGCAUCUGAAUUGUUAGUUCUAGACAGUUCUAUAUGAAAUUGUACGAAUAUUCAUAAUGAAUACAAUGGCAGAGGAUGGUUUUUCAGAUGAAGAUGAUUUAUAUACAAAUUUUGCUGAUCGUUUAAAAGCAUUAAAAAAACAACGCUUUAAAGUAUUGAAAUCUUCUGCAGGGAAUUCAACUCCUAUUGAUAUUGAACAACAAAACAAUAAUGAAGAAGAAACUAUUAUAGAAAUAAAUGAUAAAAUAACUUACGAUGAUGAUAUACAAACACAAAGGAGGACGGUAAGACGUAGAAGAAAUAAAGGUAUUACUACUCGUGCUACUGUUAGGCAAAAAAGGGGAAGGCAUCCAUCAGUUGAUGAUCUAGAACAUGUUGUGAAAAUCGUUUUACUGGAAGAGAAAUCUGAAUCAGUUCCCGAAACCUGUAAUAAUGAUUUAAUUGCACUGUCAGAUAAUGAAGAAGUUUCCAUUAUAGAUGACAAUUAUGAGAUAACUAUUAAAGUGUUUUGGAGGUCAAACAGAAUUGAUCGUUUAAAUAUGUAUAAACAUGACAAUUUCGAAAAAAUUUUUCAAUAUUAUGCCGAUUUGGAGAAAGUUUCUGUGAAUGAAAUCCUAAUAAUGAAGAAGGAUAAAAUCAUUAAUCGUAGUGAUACUCCAGCAUCAUUAAAACUUUCAGUUAUAGAUAUACUUGAUGGUGGGAUAGUGCAUCCAGGUAUGAACGCAUUAUCAGAAGAUGUGAACAACGAUGACGACGAAAAUACAUGUACUAUUAAAGUACAAACUGCCAAUAAGAAGCAAUCGUUGACUAUUAUGCUUAAAAGGAAUCAACAAUUUAAGAUACUAUUUGUUAAUUGUGCUGAGCAACUUGGUGUAAAAGAGAAUAAGUUAAAGUUUUAUUUCGACGGAGAACAGAUAGGUCCAACCGAGACUCCGGAAUUAUUAGAUCUCGAGGGAGAAGCAUGUAUUGAUCUUCAUAUAUCUACAUAAUAUGUAAUAAAACAGUCGUAAAGCAAA